UCAGACCUCCAGCACUUUGCCAUCGCACGCCUGGGAUUCUCCAGCAGAACAAAGUUCCGGGCAAACCCUCGCCACCCCGGUGGGUGAGGGCACCGCGCCGCCUCCCACUGGGACAUGGAGCUCCUGUCGCCUCCACUCCGAGAUGUGGACUUGACGGGCCCCGACGGCUCCCUCUGCUCCUUUGCCACAGCGGACGACUUCUAUGAUGACCCGUGUUUCGACUCCUCGGAUCUGCGCUUCUUCGAGGACCUGGAUCCGCGCCUGGUGCACGUGGGCGCACUCCUGAAGCCCGAGGAGCACUCGCAUUUCCCGGCAGCAGUGCACCCGGUCCCGAGCACGCGCGAGGACGAGCAUGUGCGCGCGCCCAGCGGCCACCACCAGGCCGGCCGCUGCCUGCUGUGGGCCUGCAAGGCGUGCAAGCGCAAGACCACCAACGCCGACCGCCGCAAAGCCGCCACUAUGCGUGAGCGGCGCCGCUUGAGCAAAGUGAACGAGGCCUUUGAGACGCUCAAGCGCUGCACGUCCAGCAAUCCCAAUCAGCGGCUGCCCAAGGUGGAGAUCCUGCGCAACGCCAUCCGCUACAUCGAGGGCCUGCAGGCUCUGCUGCGCGACCAAGACGCCGCGGCCCCUGGAGCCACCGCCUUCUACGCGCCCGGCCCGCUGCCCCCGGGUCGCGGUGGCGAGCACUACAGUGGCGACUCCGACGCAUCCAGCCCUCGCUCCAACUGCUCCGACGGCAUGAUGGACUACAGCGGUCCCCAGAGCGGUGCCCGGCGGCGGAACUGCUACGAAGGUGCCUACUACAGCGAGGCGCCCAGUGAAGCCAGGCCCGGAAAGAGCGCCGCCGUGUCCAGCCUUGACUGCCUGUCCAGCAUCGUGGAGCGCAUUUCCACCGAGAGUCCCACCGCGCCUGCGCUCCUGCUGACCGACGCACCGCCAGAGUCGCCUCCUUGCCAGCCAGCGGCGGCCGCCCCAACCGAGGCCGAGCGCGGAGCCCCCAGCCCGGCCCCGGACGCAGCCCCUCAGGGCUCUGCAGGCGCAGACCCCAACCCGAUCUAUCAGGUGCUCUGAAGGGGGCGGGCGGUCGCAUGAGAGGGCGCCGCUCCCACCAGCUGUUCCCAAAAGAUUGAGCUUCAUUAUCCCAGUCCAGCCGCGCUUCAAAAGCGACCCUCCCUCGCCCUCCACCUCACACCCGGUGGGCGAGGCGGGAGAAUGCAGGUGCGUUGCGGCUCCCCCACCCGCCCCCAGGGCAAACCCACGGUCCUUGUUUUCCCCGCCGCACGUGCCAAGGGCCGCUGGGUGAUAGCUGAGAGCCGGAACCAAUCCUUGAGCAACCUGGUGCGUCUUCUUCCUCUCCGACUCGCCCUUGGAGGGGGUUGGACCAGAGGAGGUGAGAAGGAGGUCCCGGCGGAUCUAAGCCGGGCCCCGCCCUCGCGACGCCCUUUCCAACUCCUUCAAUCACACCUGCGGGGUGAGCGCCAGUCCCGAAGGUAACAGGUGUAACAGUCAGUCACUCCACUCCCACUCCACCUCGCCCCCUCCCCCGGUUCAGGACCACUUUUUAUAAUAUUUUGUAAUCUAUUUCUGUAAAUAAGAGUUGCUUUGCCCCAGAGCAAGAGCCCCGAGGGCUGUAUUUAUCUCUGAGGUGU
Molecule: messenger RNA, 1649 nt
Organism: Ochotona princeps (American pika)
Lineage: Eukaryota; Metazoa; Chordata; Mammalia; Lagomorpha; Ochotonidae
Gene: MYOD1
Product: myogenic differentiation 1
Exons: 3
Coding region: 115-1071 (318 amino acids)
Biological process (GO): regulation of transcription by RNA polymerase II; positive regulation of myoblast differentiation; muscle organ development
Molecular function (GO): DNA-binding transcription factor activity, RNA polymerase II-specific; RNA polymerase II cis-regulatory region sequence-specific DNA binding; protein dimerization activity
Source: RefSeq, a predicted model, not a curated record